Epithele typhae is the source of this 1767-nucleotide messenger RNA. Its product is annotated as gamma-glutamyltranspeptidase. Lineage: Eukaryota; Fungi; Basidiomycota; Agaricomycetes; Polyporales; Epitheliaceae. The coding region runs from base 1 to 1767 and encodes 588 amino acids. Gene Ontology annotation, cellular component: plasma membrane; fungal-type vacuole. The transcript is spliced from 13 exons. Gene Ontology annotation, biological process: glutathione catabolic process. Gene Ontology annotation, molecular function: glutathione gamma-glutamate hydrolase. The record is from RefSeq and is a predicted model, not a curated record.
AUGCCUCUCAAGCCAGGCAUCAUCGCGGAGCCUCCGGCGCCCCCUCCCCACCUUCUCCGUCCACAGUCUCGGUCUUCUCGCUUGCUCUAUGCUGCCGUAAUCGCUCUUUCAUUCGGCUAUUAUCUGCUUCUUCACCAGCGUUCCUCCUUCGAUUACGCCACCCUCCGCUCGGGCUGCACACGAGGUUCAAACCAAGGCUCAACUCGCACGCGCGUUCCCUCUGGCUCCAACAAUCCCGCAUACCUCAUCCGGGCUACCCAUGGCGCAGCGGGUGGAAACGCGGUGGAUGCGGCGGUCACUACGACUUUAUGUACCGGAGUGGUGAACAUGUUCUCGUCUGGCAUUGGUGGAGGAGGGUUCAUGACGGUUCGCGUCCCACCCUCAAGUCCAAAUGUAUCGUCGGAAGUCUAUGCCAUCGACUUCCGCGAAACCGCGCCCGCGCUCAGCAACGAGACAAUGUACGUCGACAACCCUUUGGCAUCGCGAUUUGGCGGCGAACUUCGCGGUCUUGAAGAAGCUCAUCGGCGAUGGGGCAUCUUGCCAUGGAAGCAACUGGUUGAGCCUGCAGCACGAUUGGCAGCGGGAUGGAUUGUUCAACCGGAACUUGAGCGUAGGAUGACUUGGUUCCCCGAUAUGAUGCUCAACGAUUCCGAUUGGAGUUCCAUCUUCGCGCCCAACGGCCGCCUUCUGCGUGCAGGUGAAAGCAUCCAUCGGACCAACCUUUCACGAACGCUCUAUACCAUCGCGGAAGAGGGACCCGACGCCUUUUAUAAGGGUCCUAUUGCCGACGCCUUCUUAACAAAGGUUCGGUCCACGGAAGGCAUCAUGACGCACGAAGACAUGGAGGGCUACACGGUCAAGGUUUCUCGGGCUCUAAAGGGUACUUACCGUGGCAAGAAAGUCUACGUCCCACAUGCACCCACGUCUGGUCUUGUUCUCCUUCACAUGUUGAACCUAUUGGAGCACUACGGCGACUUUGUGGAGGAAGGGAGGACUGUGCUGAAUGCACAUCGGUUCCUUGAGGCCAUGAACCCGGACUGGAUUGGUGACCCGGCAUUCCACGACAGCGUCGAGCACAUCAACUCCAUCCCAACGAAGGCAUACGCGGAUCAAGUUUUCCCGAACGUCACGGACGACCGUACCCACUCCCCGGAGUAUUAUAACCCCGUCUAUGACGCUGUUGAAGAUCACGGUACUAGCCAUUCGUCCGUUGUCGAUGCCAACGGCAUGUCUGUCUCAAUUACGAGCACGGUGAACCUCAUUUUCGGCUCGGGAGUCAUGGACCCUGUGACAGGCGUGAUCCUGAAUGACGAGAUGGAUGACUUCUCCACCCCCGGCAUACCGAACGCUUUCGGUCUUUACCCGUCACCGUUCAACUAUCCGGAGCCGGGCAAGCGACCACUGUCCUCUACAGCUCCGAUCAUAAUUGAAAGCGAAGACGGAGCGUUCUACGCCUCCCUGGGGGGCUCCGGUGGCUCCCGCAUUUUCCCUGCAGUGUUCCAGACACUCCUCAACCUAGACUGGGGAAUGGACGUCAGUGCGGCCAUAGAAUACGGGCGCAUGCAUGACCAGCUGUUCCCCUUAAUCGUCGACACCGACGACAGUCUCCCCGUCACUCUUUUGGAUGGCCUUCGGCAGCUCGGGCACAACAUAUCCGUUGCGGACUCAUCGCGCGUUGCCGCGGUUAUCCAGGGUAUCGUCAAGGUCAACGGUACCUUAUUUGCUGCGAGCGACUCAAGGAAGAAUGGCAUCGCUGCCGGAUACUGA